Molecule: messenger RNA, 882 nt
Organism: Peronospora belbahrii
Lineage: Eukaryota; Oomycota; Peronosporomycetes; Peronosporales; Peronosporaceae
Source: the annotation of a GenBank genome assembly
AUGUCUGCUGAAGCCAAGGCCAAGGAUUAUUUUGCACAGGGCGAGAAAGCAUUGAAGAAGACGUCCUUCUUCUCAUUCGGCUCGAAUUCACAGCGUAAUGAAGAUGCCAGUGAUUUAUUUGGGAAAGCAGCAAACCAGUUCAAGAUUGCUAAGAAUUGGCAAAAAGCUGCUGAAGCUUUCGAGAAAUGUGCACGGUGUCAAUCUCGUUUGAAUGAAAACUCACGUGCUGCUCAGUUUUACCAGCAAGCAGCAGAAGCUUUAGCUAAAGUGAAUCCAUUGGAUGCUAUGGUGCACUACAAGACUGCAAUCUCAAUGCUGUGUGACGCUGGACGAUUUUCAAAUGCUGCCAAGCUCCAGAAACAGGUUGGUGAGAUUUAUGAGCAGCAGAAUAACAAGGAGGAAGCUUUGGAAGCCUAUCGUCAGGCUGCUGACUACUUUUCUGGUGAAAACCAAACGUCAUCGGCCAACAAUAUGCUGUUGAAGGUGGCGCAAUUUUCGGCAGAGCUGGAAAAGUACGACGCGGCGCUGGAAAUCUACGAAAGCAUUGCAAAGACCUGCAUGGAGUCGAGCCUGCUUAAAUACAAUGCAAAGAGCCACUUGCUAAAUGCUGGCAUCUGUGCGCUUGCUACGAAGGACACGGUGCUGGCGCAGAUGAAGUGGGAUGAGUUCCAGGAUAUUGACUAUACUUUUGCAGACAGCCGCGAGGGCAAGUUCCUCAAGCUAAUGAACCAGAGUUACGAAGCUUUUGAUGCAGACGCGUUUGCAGAUGCCGUGUUCCAGUUCGAUUCGAUCUCUAAGAUUGAGCCGUGGAAGAUUACGCUGCUACUGCGCAUUAAGGAGGGCAUCCUGGGUGAGGUCGAUGUGACGCAGGAUCUGACUUAA